Phlebotomus papatasi is the source of this 2807-nucleotide messenger RNA. Its product is annotated as sphingomyelin phosphodiesterase. The transcript has 8 exons. Bases 641 to 2665 code for a protein of 674 amino acids. Lineage: Eukaryota; Metazoa; Arthropoda; Insecta; Diptera; Psychodidae. Gene Ontology annotation, cellular component: lysosome. Gene Ontology annotation, molecular function: acid sphingomyelin phosphodiesterase activity. Gene Ontology annotation, biological process: ceramide biosynthetic process; sphingomyelin catabolic process. The record is from RefSeq and is a predicted model, not a curated record.
UGAAAAGGAGUGUGAUAAUAUGUUUAUUGAAUGACGAGAGGUGAUUUGUGUGUGUUUCCAUCCACAGGUAAUGACUUCUCAGUCAUUCUCUCUAUAUCUUCCAGUGCAUGUAAAAUGCUUUCGUUGUAAUUCAACACAGUUAAGUGCUACUUUUCAGCGGCUCUGCUUAUACGUACCAACCAGUUAGCUCAUUCAGUUUGAUUCCGUCACUUCAGCGGAAGCACAAAGAUUUUGUUGUUCCUCAUCUAGGAGGGGAUUGAUCAAAUAUCUCCUAUAUCUCCUAGAUUGAAAUUCUAUCUCCUGAAUAUUUAAUUACAUACGUGAGUGUGAGUGUAUAGUGAAUAUUUUGAACAUAUCCGGAUUUAAAAAAAAAGGUGAAAAGAAUUUCAAGAGAAUUUCUAAAGAGUGGUCUGCACUCGAUGUGUGAUUGGGUGGAAAAGAGCUGAUUUAGCAGGGAAUUGGAGCCUUACCUGACACUGUGGCGCUUUCAAAAAUUCACCUGGGUAGUCGCAGACUGAAGAAUUCCAUCAUAACGGUAGCUUCCGGAGUGCGAAAGGUGGAAUUAUAUUUUGGCAAAAAUCAAGCAUCGUGAGAAAGUUCUCUUUCAUGGGUUCACUUGUGAUACCAGAAACAUAGCAAUAUGAACUUCUUGAGCCGCUUCAAGCUAGUCAUCUUAAAAUUAGUGAUAUACAAUUUAUCAAAAGUCUAUUCCCACAUAAUUGUUACUAAUUAUGGUGGCCUGGAGGGUAACCAGGACGUGCUUUGGAGCACUAAUAAUAUCUCAAGUCUUCCGCGUAGUGUGACUCCACUUUUGGAGGUCUUAAAUCGAACUCAUACACCGCCACCGGUACCAAGUGAUGAUUUUGAUCUUCUGCGGCGGCUGAAAGAGGCGGCGCGUCGGGAUGAUGUAGGCGACGAGAGGAUGCUCUGGAAUGACGCGUCGCCUGAAAGUUCAAUGUAUCCGCCACUUGUGGAGAAAGCUUUGAAGCUUUUUAAUUUGAAGCAAGUGGCUUAUGAGAUAGAGACCAGUGUCAUGUCUAAAGUUUCAUGUACGGCUUGCAAAGCUGGUGCUGGACUACUUCAGCAUUAUAUAAAGACAGGACGUAGCAAGGAAGAGAUCGUGAAAACUAUCUUUCAAUAUUGCGUUUAUCUAAAGAUCCAGAGUCGCAGAGUGUGUGAAGGUGUUAGCCAACUAUUUGGAGUUGAAGUGAUCUACGUGCUGGAACGUAUAACAAUUGGCCCAGAUGAAAUUUGCAGUUUUGUGAUUGGAGAUGCAUGUGGGGAUGUGUACAAUCCAUAUCACGAAUGGGAAGUUGCUUUUCCACCAGUAGCAAAACCUGAGCCAAAGGAAAUUCCACUACCUAAGGAGGGAGCUCCUCUGUUCAAGGUGCUCCAUCUAUCUGAUACUCAUUAUGAUCCCUACUAUGCCCAAGGCUCGAAUGCAGAAUGUAAUGAACCUCUAUGUUGCCGGAUAACAAAUGGGCUUCCCACGACGCCCAAUGGUGCUGCUGGAAAGUGGGGAGAUUACCGGAAAUGUGACACACCACAGCGUACGAUAGAUCAUUUGUUGCAUCACAUCGCCACGACUCACACUGAUAUCGAUUACAUUUUGUGGACGGGUGAUUUACCUCCCCAUGAUGUAUGGAAUCAAACAAAGGAGGAAAAUCUGAAGAUAAUUAAAGAUACUGUUAGACAAAUGUCUGAGAGUUUCCCAGGCAUUCCCAUUUUUCCAGCUCUUGGAAACCACGAGAGUGCACCAGUAAACAGUUUUCCACCGCCUUAUAUUAAUCAGGUAGAUACAUCAAUCUCUUGGCUAUACGAUGAGCUGGAUGUGCAGUGGCGUAAGUGGUUGCCCAGUAGUGUUUCCCAUACGGUGCGUCGAGGUGCAUUCUACUCUGUUCUUGUGCGUCCGGGUUUUAGAAUAAUUUCUCUCAACAUGAAUUACUGCAAUAACAAAAACUGGUGGCUCCUUCUCAACUCCACAGAUCCCGCUACAGAGCUACAGUGGCUCAUAUAUGAGUUGCAAAGUGCUGAAUUUUCAAAUGAAAAAGUCCACAUCAUUGGACAUAUCCCACCUGGACAUUCGGAUUGUCUCAAAGUGUGGUCACGGAAUUACUAUCGCAUAGUAUCGCGAUAUGAAAGUGUGAUUACAGCACAAUUUUUUGGGCAUACGCAUUUUGAUGAAUUUGAGAUUUUCUACGAUCCCGACGAUCUCAGUCGGGCCACUAACAUCGGAUACAUUGGACCAUCCGUCACUCCAUAUUAUGACCUUAAUCCAGGAUAUCGCAUUUACUAUGUGGAUGGAGAUCAUUCAGCUACUACGCGAUUAGUGAUAGACCAUGAAUCUUGGAUCAUGAAUUUACGUGAGGCGAAUCUUUAUGAUUAUCCCAUUUGGUACAAACUUUACUCCACGAGAGCUGCAUAUGCUAUGAAAGGUUUGCGACCGUCGGAUUGGGAUGAAUUUGUGACGAAAAUGGCAGAAAAUCAGGAGCUCUUCGACCUGUAUUACAAGCACUACUGGAAGAAUUCAAUUGUGCGGCCCCAAUGCAAUUUCGAGUGUAAGAAGAGGAUUUUAUGCGAUGCCAAAAGUGGUCGGAGUCACGACAGGAAGCACUUUUGUGCCGAGGUUGAAUCCAAAAUUGACGAUUACAGCAACAAAGAAUGAAUGUCCUUAUGUCGAUAGCAAAAUUGCCAAAGUACGUCAUAGGGCUGGGAUAACGACGCAGGAGAUUUCAUCCCGAAGAUUGUGCCGAGAUGCCAUUUGUGUUUUAUAAGAUUUGCAAUAAAUUUAAUUAACUUGACCACAA